CCCUAUGCAGCGAGUGUAUGGGUGGAGUAUAGUUUUAAAUACAGUUUUAAAUGUAUCGAAAGAGCGUCCUACGCCGGCUCUAACAGAAGGGCUGGAAUAAAUGACAGCGUGCCGGGAAAGUUUGUCCUAAAGCUGCCGGGUACGCUCUCGGUGUCUCGGACCCUCAGCUCUAAAAUGGCUGGCUGUAGGUUCGAGGAAGCUCCGGUGCAAAGGGAAGGAUCCGCUCCACACCGCGACUCUCUGUAAAUAUACACGUUUCUCUAACUCCGACCGACGCGUUAGUGAUGUCGUAGUCCCAGGUCCGAGAGCUGUCAAGGCGCACACGCACCAUAAUAAUAUUGGCAUUUCGGACCUAGGACUGUAUUAAUGGCGUCCUCCACGGACAGUGCUUCUCGGUUUACCCCCCCAGACACAUUUGCAAACCAAACCGGAACAUAAAUAUGAUUCCAAAGCGAAAUCAAUCGUUUUAUUAAUGAUGUUGCAUGUGGAUGAGAGAGAGAGAGAAAGAGGGAGAGAGAAAGAGGGAGAGAGAAAGAGAGAGAGAGAACAUGUUUUUUUCGCUCACGUCAGUCGGACCCUUCUGUGCUCCGGUGCGUUUCUCUGAAUGAUCGGCGACUCCAACACCGGUCGACCCCUCGAAAUAUAAAUGGGUAUGCCCCAAAAUGGAUUCUCAGUUGGCUUCAGUCCUGACCGGUGGCAGCCUGGAUGUCCAAAAUGGCAGCCAGUGUGGAGAGGGAUCAGGGCCAGUGACAGAGGUUUUUUUGGACCUAAAGGAAAAGACCUCACCUAUAACUGUACCAGGUAACCUCCAACCUUGCCCUGUCAAAGCAGCAGUGACCAUCAGGCAGGCUGCUCCAUCAAUCAAUGGGAAUAAGCCAAAGGGGGGCGGGAUCAAGCCAGCCUCUCAGGAAACAAGUAAGAUUGGUGGGUUCAGACAGCCAAUCACAGUAAAGACUGGAGUGCCUGAGUUGCGCAGCCAACCAAUCCGACUCAAAAUUGUUGUUCCCCCACGGUGCAAGAGGCCAAUCACAAACUCUGCCAUCAGCCUGACCAAAGACUUUGCUCGCUCACAUUUUAGAAGACCUGUUUCGGUCUUAGCUGGAGCAGAAAAACACAGAAGUAAAAUCCUACUAUCUGCUGUUAAGAAAAAAGGAGAAAUCACGGAUGUUACUUAUCAUAAGACUGAGGAAGCUAAGCCAGAAUCAUUCCAUGAAACAGAGGCAGAGAGGGAGGAAACAGUGUGCAAAGACAGACUUGUUACAGGUGCUAAAAUCAUUCACACUGAUGAGUCAGAAACUCCUUUGAGCUCAAGCACUAAUGCAGUUAAAAUAUUGAGCCUGAAAGGGAUUAAAGAGGAAACUACAGAGAGAGAAAUUGAGGAAAAUAUUCCUUUAGUUUUGCAAGAAAUGGACUUGAGGUGUUGUAAGAUGUUUGAUGAAGUGGGAAUGGAAGAACAGACAGAAGCACUGGACCUGAGUCUGCCCAAGAAAAGGGAGAGUCGAGAGAGGUGUGAACGCUUCCUGGAUGACUCUGGUUGCGAGAGCUCGCUGAUUAUGGAGGUGGAUGAAUAUGAGGGAGAAGGGGACAGAGAUGUAGUAGAAGAGGACGAUGAUGGUGAAGGAGAGGGCUCUGUGCUGCGUAUGGACGCCACAGAUACACUUGAAGACUCUCUCCUGUCUCCCUCUUUCUUUUCUACCUCUGUCUUUACCUCCCUCUCCUCGAUAGACUGUGACACUGAAAACCUUCUUCUCAUAGACGACCGGGGAAUCCCGUAUACGCUUAGUCCAGACGGACUCAAAGUGCCGCAGGUCGAUGCUUCCACGUCAGAGGAUCAGGUUGAAGAAAUGAGGUCGCCACAAUUAGCCACAUUAGCAGAUCCUAGCCUCAGCCAAAGUUUAGAUAAUGCACUAUAUCCACCUUCUGAUCAUCUUUACAACUCACCAGCCCCUGCUACUGAUUCUCCAUCACUAGGUGUUGAUCAAACAAAGACUCCAGAAGUCUUCACAGGUUUGAUUAAAAACUCAGCUCCCUCUAAGGCUGCAGAGCCAAGCGGCAAAUCUGUUCAGGAGGCCAAUGCUGUUAUAUCAAUCCCCAACCAGCCCAUUCAGAUCAUCACAAACACUUCUACUAACACUCCUAUUCUCCUCCUGUCAUCCUCCUCUUCUUCUCCUCAGCUCACCUCAGCUCAGGUGGGUCUCUCGCUUCCCCUUUCAGUUACUCAGACCGCCACUGGUGCUUCCGCCCCCGUGUUCCUUCUCCUUUCAUCUGUACCCUCUUCCUCUGGUGACUCUACCUCCACCCCUAUCACUGUCCUCGACCCCUCCACUGGUCAGUUGUCCCAGAUCACGGCAGCCUCUGCACCCGUCUCCCUCCCUUUGCCCUCCGGUCAGGUCAGCACGCUGGGAUCACCUCUGCCCACGCUGUCCCACCCAGUCAUCAGACUGAGCCCCAACAACCCCCCUGUCAUCCUGUCAGGAGUGACCAAUGUAAACUCCGGCUCUGUUCUCCCCUCUCUCACUGUCCGUUCGUCCUCUCCUGCUCUUCAAAACGACUCUGCCGAUUCAAAUGUUGGAAGCGAAGCCAUAUCUGCUGAAGAAGUCUCAAGUGAAAACAAUAAGCCAUCAACUUUUACAGCAUCCUCUCCUCACCCACAUUCUGCUAGUUUGACCUUUGACCCCUUAGCCCAGCCCAGCUCAGAGGCCCAAUCACCAGCCUCGGAACCCAGAUUUGACCCGUCUAACCACCACUCAGAACAUUUACCUCUGGACGACCAUCUUUACUUCUCCAACGCUGCUGCUCCCCCCUCCCCUCCCAUCGGACCCAUUCUCCCCUCUGAUAAACUCGACCCGCUGGGCCCCCUCGACCCGCUGGAUCCUCUCUCUCCAGAGUGGACACCUGACGGCACGGCCCCUCGCAGGGUUCUGUACUGCGAGCUGUGCCCGCGGGUCUUCUUUUACCUCUCUGACCUUGAGCGCCACGCCAUCACGCACUCGCAGAAGAAGCCUCACGUUUGCCAGCAGUGCAGCAAAGCCUUCAAACGCUCCAGCCAUCUGCAGAGACACAAGCACAUCCACACAGGCCAGAGGAACUUUGUUUGCCACAUCUGCUCCAAACGCUUCAGGGAGGCUGGUGAGCUCCAGCGCCACCAAAGGGUCCACACCGGAGAGAAACCAUACCAGUGCCAACUUUGCCACACACGCUUUGCCGAGCGCAACACGCUACGCCGACACACCAAACGCAAACACCCUUACCACCAAGUAGCCAUGGAAAUGCUGAACGAGAGAAGAGACAAAGGAGGAGGCGGCGGAUCCGGAGUGCAGGAGAAAGAAGAGAGUGCUGAAUGGUACAGCUCUACUGUGUCUAAUUUGGACAACUCUGAGUCUGAGAUGGAAACUUAAAAGAGUUUUCUGCAUAUAGACUCCAAAGUGAAGGGAAGGAGGCGGAAGGUGAUCAAAUGUAACUCUGGUUAGACACUAAACUUUCCUCAUUAAUUGACAUUUAAAAUAGGGGGCACUUGCAAUAUUUAUUUCAAUGUUUUUAAGCUUAUUUAUUUAUAUUAAUGUAUAUUAUUCCCAUUCCAUUCAGUGGUUAAAACUUCAAAUCAGAAGUCAUACAUGAUUUUGACAUUAGCUUUCCUGUAUGAGAAAAGUUCCAUAUGUGUAUAUGUAUAUGAAAGGGAAAGGUCAUGCUUGAAAUCAUGAUUUUUAUGUGAGUUAUAGAAUAUUAAUUAGACUGCUAACAUGCCCCCAUGAAGUUGCAUUCCCAUACAAUCCAAUAUGUAAAACCCUCAAGUGCUCAGAAAAGGAUAACUUAUUUACUCUCAACAAUCCUCUGCUCUAACUAUGUAUAUAAAGAGUACUAUUUGUAAGAGCUGCACUAUCUCAUGUGAAAGACAUAAUCUAUCUUUCCUACUGUCAGAGACACUGUGAGUCAUUUGCACUUGUUUUAUUUCAAUAUUAACUUUUUUUACAUUGUGAAGGAAAAUGCUUACUUUAUCUUUUGUUGCCGCUGUCGUAUUUUAUGUAUUUAAUUCAUAUCAUGUGAGUUUGACCAAAUGUUUUUGAGUCAUUCUAACACAAACACUAUAUUCAGAUUGGCUUUUUGUUUAAUGUGAAUUAUGUUAACUUAUUUGAAUUAAAUCUUUGUCUCAUCUUUU
This is a messenger RNA of Sander lucioperca (pikeperch), 4156 nucleotides long. RefSeq names its product C2H2 finger domain transcription factor crzA. The transcript has 3 exons. Lineage: Eukaryota; Metazoa; Chordata; Actinopteri; Perciformes; Percidae. The record is from RefSeq and is a predicted model, not a curated record. Gene Ontology annotation, cellular component: nucleus. Bases 663 to 3398 code for a protein of 911 amino acids.